Molecule: messenger RNA, 375 nt
Organism: Pochonia chlamydosporia 170
Lineage: Eukaryota; Fungi; Ascomycota; Sordariomycetes; Hypocreales; Clavicipitaceae
Exons: 1
Coding region: 1-375 (124 amino acids)
Source: RefSeq, a predicted model, not a curated record
AUGCAGUUCUCAUCGUCCUUGACCGUCGAAAUACCAUACCGAACCCACACAGCCACUCAUUCCGAAGCCACUCAGACUGCCACAUCUCUUGACGAAUGUUCCUCCCAUGUCGCCAAGCCCCACGAAAAAAAGCCAUCCGUCUUGGGUGCUGGGGAGCCGCACAGCUAUUGUCUGGGCAGGGCAGUACCACUGGGUGGCGUGGCGGUUAUGGGCCGAAUGAUACUCGGCCAACGUCCGACAUCCGCAACAGAUGUUGAAGCAAAAGCACCUCUUCAACGAUCCAUAUGCGCUCCACCACGAAGUGCACGACUCGCACAUUGUCGUCUCUCGUCAAUAUUUCGGUGGACUCAGAGGAACUUCUCCAGGCUGGGGUGA